AUGGUGACUGCAGACAAAAUUUUGAGUUUGGAAAGCGAAGCAAUAGAAAUGAAACCAGAGUUCAAUGCAAUGAACAUCUUGUAUAGCCCCAGACACAGGUUCCUCUCACCCUUUACCCUCUUCACCCAACGCCGAUGGAAGAAACCCACCGUUUCCGCCCAAACCCGUUUGGAGGACAGAGUACGAGACCCCCACUUCGAGAAACUCAUUACCCACCUCAAAAGACUCUACCUUGUCCUCAAAAUCCACCACCUCAUGUCCACCCGCAAGCGCGGUCCCUUCGUCUCGCUCACCCUCCUGUCCCGCUGGAGAAACAUCAUCGGACUCAACGUCCCUGUGGGCUCCUUCCUCCACAAAUACCCUCACGUGUUUGUCCAUCCUCUGAGGAGGAACACGUGCUGUAGGGUCUCAAAAAAGAUGAAAGAAUUGAUCUUGCUUGAAGGGAUGGUGAUGAAGCAGCAGGAGGUGGAGGCUGUGACGAGGGUGAAGAAAUUGCUGAUGAUGUCUGUGAGUGGCACUCUUCGUUUGCACGCUUUGAGGAUGAUCAGAAGAGAACUAGGUCUCCCUGAGGAUUUCAGAGACUCCAUUCUUGGGAAAUUCAGUGGGGAUUUUAAAUUGGUUGAUUUGGAGGUUGUGGAAUUGGUUGAUUGGGAUGCUGAAUUGGGAUUGGCUGAGGUUGAGAAAUGGAGGGAGAGAGAGUACACAGAGAAGUGGUUGAGUGAGUUUGAGACCAAGUUUGCAUUUCCCAUUAGUUUUCCAACUGGGUUUAAGAUUGAGAGAGGGUUUAGAGAGAGGUUGAAGAAUUGGCAGAGGCUUUCAUACAGUAAGCCUUAUGAGAGGAAGGAGGUUGUUAAGGUGAGAACAUGUGGAGGGAUUGAGCGGUAUGAGAAAAGGGCCGUGGCUGUUCUUCAUGAGCUAUUGAGCUUGACUGUGGAGAAAAUGGUUGAGGUUGAUCAACUGGCUCAUUUUCGGAGAGACUUAGGUAUUGAAGUUAAUAUGCGUGAAUUGUUGCUAAGGCACAAUGGUAUAUUUUACAUAUCAACUAAAGGGAAGACUCUAACUGUUUUUCUUCGGGAAGCAUAUAGUAAAGGGGGUUUGAUUGAGCCAAAUCCUUUGUAUGAGGCGCGUAGGAAUAUGUUGGAUCUUGUAUUGUUAGGGCGUAGGAAUAGCAGACAAUUGUUGGCUUGUAAUGAUCCUAAGGAAGAGAGUAAUGUGGUAGUAUGUGAAGUGAAUGAGGAAGGUGAAAGACAAGGGGAUUGGGUGAUUCCUUUUUUGGAGAAUUGUGAGGAGAGUAGAUCCCCUUGA
Sphenostylis stenocarpa is the source of this 1305-nucleotide messenger RNA. The record is from the annotation of a GenBank genome assembly. NCBI's taxonomy places the organism in Eukaryota, Viridiplantae, Streptophyta, Magnoliopsida, Fabales, Fabaceae.